AUGGCGGAGCCGCCUGUACCCGCUUCAUUCGACGAUUCUGGGUUCUUGCAGAACCUCUCGCUGUGGACCGCUCACCAACUGCACCACGCCGUCAACGUGACGAAGCUCGCCCCUUCCAUCGAGGACCUGCUAUGGGCUGGCCCGAGAAUGCUUAAAAGGCUCACAGCAUAUAUACCACUCCCCGACUCACUCGACGCCCUUGGUCCGAGCAUAAUUCCUGAAGCAACAGAACCCGGAAUACAUCACACUACCCACGCCGCUGCAACUGCUGCCCACAGCAUGAAUAUACCCCCUCCUGUGGGACACUCCCAUGGGUUUGGGACUGCAACCGGUCCUGCUAUCCUGGCGGAUCACGAUCCUGGAAUCGCAAGUCCCAAGUUCACCAUGGAAGGCGCCAAGGGUCUCGGUAGCGUUUUCAGCUACGCGACAAGCAAAUGGGCCCUUUGCUGUAUCGCCAUGGCCAUUGUUCUCAAUCGCACUCAUAUCUUUGCCGCUACGAGGCGCCGACUGCGUCUGACUUUGCCUGUCCGUCUCCUUCUGCGCAGCCUCCCUAUCUUGUUAUUCCUGAUCCAAGCGCGCGGCCUUCUUCGCUCCAUGCAGUGCCAGACAUCCCCCGACUUCGCCGAAAUGCGCUGGGGGAAUACAAACAAAAGCUCCGAGUUGAUGUUCACACAAGCCGGUGGCUUCCUUCACACCAUGAGCUCCACGCUUCUGCUUGGGGCGUCCGACGAGGAGUCAUGUGUGGCGGUUGGCAUGGUGCCCACGGAUGAAGCCGACCCAACACAGGAGUUGCGAGGUUCGUUAUCGUUGCUGUGGCCGCUGUUCGGGACAUUCUGCCUCAGCCAAUUUCUCGAAACCGUGUCGUGUGCCGUCCAGGGUCGUCCAGUGUCAGCUGAGACCGGCAUGACGCUUUUCGAGCACUCCCUCGCUUUCGCCGAAGCCGACGCCGCGAUCAGCAAUCAACUCGGCUGGGGGUUAUUCACGCAGUCACAAGCGACGGAAAUGAAUUCGAAUCCCAGCAGCAGUAUUGCUAUAAGCCGCUCCAUGAUACUCCGAAGGGUCAACACGCCUCCCGAAGUGCUAUUGGUGGCUUUCUUGUCGACUAUGAGCCAUGUUACGAGCCAUGUGCUAGGUGUUUUCAACCUGCAAUCCAAGUUCCGCCUCGUCAGCACCGGUUUUUGGGGGCUAUGUUUCAUGGCAAGCAUCCUCUACAGCGCUGUGACUUUUUCUCUGGACGACCCGGCAAAGCAGGGGCUUCUCAGGUUCCCCACGGUGUGCAUCAUCGGCUUCAUUCCUCAUGUUCUCGUUCUCGGUGGCAUACUCGUCUGUUUCUUCAUUUACCUGCUUGCGCUGGGCUUGGCUGCUCUCACCACAGCGGAAGGAACUGCCGGCCAACGCCUCACCCUUCGAGAGCGACUAGCUCAAGCCCACGGAAAUAUGCAGGCUAACCUUUCCCUGUCAGACAUUCGCAUAAGCAUGGAGAUGGACUUUUAUACUGCCUUGCUGCGAACCGGAUUCGGCGCGAUCACGAUGGCCAGCGAAGCUGUUUACCUAAACGAGGAUCGGGAUGUCAAUUUGAGGCAGCACACGUGGCUCGAGGAGGAGAGGUUUCGAGAGCUUGAGGAUCUACGCGCACAAUGGACUGGAGCUAACACCUCCGACUCUCAGUACGACAACAUCGGCACUAUUGGAUUAGUUCCUGUCAAGGACGAUCAGUUGAUGACGACAAAUGGAUACGCACGCGAACGGGCUGCGCAGAAGGUUCCCAAGUCCCGUUCGGGUGAACGGAGGAUGAGAGAUGGUGUUGGUGCUGCGGAAAGAAGUGGAAGGUGGCUCAUGGCAUUGGACUUUCUCAUGAACAUCAACAGGCUCAUAUUUCGAGCGUGGGCCACUGCUGCUCUCAAAAUCAUUUCCAAAGUGGGCUUUCGGCCACCGCAGUUUCUGCAAUGGAUAGCUCGCCGGCCAAAGGUUACAAACGACGCCGGCAAUGCCAAACGAGACGACGGUGGGUCUCGUCUGGAUGCUCCUGCUGUCCCUGUGGAAUCUAGCAUGGAAAUCCCGAUAAACGAGGCUGUUGACGUGGAGACCGAGUUCAGGCAGCAGGCAUGGAGGCUAAACAAAAGCUGGGCGCCCCUCGACGAGGCCGACCUGGAUUCGCGACUCUACGGUUGGUGGCUUAAGGGCGGUUACUGGGGCUCUACGGAUAACAGCGGCGAAUACGAACCGGAAGCAUCCAACGACGAUGAUACAACGAGUGUCAUCUCAUUCGACCCUCAUACCGACAGCGAUUGGGAGUCGGAAGAGGAGGGCCAGAGAACGCCGACACAGUCCAAGUCCUGGGUCUCUCGGGAAGCCACGCCAACACCGGAUGAUUCGCUUCAGCUGUCAGAUCUGGCCCGUUUGCUGCACCCUAGCAACCCCGAAGAGAGAGAAGAGGCGCAUACGCUGGCUGCACACCUGAGCAGUGACGGAAUCAUGACUCGGUCGCAGUUCAGGAGGUCGCAGCAGCUGCAAAGGACAAGAAUCUUGCAUCCAGUUGGACGAGCGAGCCGUAUCAUCUCCCGGCCCAGUCGAAUGACCCCUGACGAGGAGGCUCAGCGCCUGGAGCAGCUCCUGUUGUCCCGUCGCAUGCACACCUCCAGGGCGUUGAACGGCGAGUCGACAUGGGCAGAGGGAGCGGCGGGUCUGGGCCCUGACGGUCCUCAGUGUGUUGUCUGCCAGAGCUCUCCGAGGACGAUCAUUGUAUGGCCGUGUCGGUGUCUUAGUCUCUGCGACGAUUGCCGUGUGUCAUUGGCGAUGAAUAACUUCGACAAGUGUGUUUGCUGCCGUCGAGAAGUCAUAAGCUUUAGUCGAAUCUACGUGCCUUGA
Colletotrichum karsti is the source of this 2868-nucleotide messenger RNA. RefSeq lists its product as uncharacterized. The record is from RefSeq and is a predicted model, not a curated record. The transcript has a single exon. Bases 1 to 2868 code for a protein of 955 amino acids. Gene Ontology annotation, molecular function: ubiquitin protein ligase activity. Lineage: Eukaryota; Fungi; Ascomycota; Sordariomycetes; Glomerellales; Glomerellaceae. Gene Ontology annotation, biological process: protein ubiquitination; ubiquitin-dependent protein catabolic process.